Arachis duranensis is the source of this 1351-nucleotide messenger RNA. Its product is annotated as 4-hydroxyphenylpyruvate dioxygenase-like. Gene Ontology annotation, biological process: L-tyrosine catabolic process. NCBI's taxonomy places the organism in Eukaryota, Viridiplantae, Streptophyta, Magnoliopsida, Fabales, Fabaceae. The record is from RefSeq and is a predicted model, not a curated record. Gene Ontology annotation, molecular function: 4-hydroxyphenylpyruvate dioxygenase activity.
CCAAACAUAGCGAAAUCCGACCUAUCCACCGGAAACGCUGUUCAUGCUUCCUACCUCCUCCACUCCGGCAACCUCAAUUUCCUCUUCUCCGCUCCUUACUCCGCCUCAAUCUCCGGCGACAAUGCCUCCGCUGCCAUUCCCUCCUUCUCUGCUUCCGAUUGUCACUCCUUCGCAGCUAAACACGGCCUCGCCGUCCGCGCCGUCGCCAUCGAGGUGGAAGACGCCUCCGCUGUCUUCUCCGCCAGCGUCCCCAACGGCGCGAAACCUGUAUCUCUGGCAGUUCUCGACAACAGCAUCGGAUUCCUCAAGGAUCAUCUCUACGGCGACAUCGUUCUCCGCUACAUCAGCUACUCCGACCCGACCCGAGAAUCUGACCGGAAUCCUGGCUUACGGUUCCUCCCUGGAUUCGAAACCGUGGAGGCUGAUUCGUCGUUCCCGGAGCUAGAUUACUGUAUCCGGAGACUUGACCACGCCGUCAGGAACGUGCCGGAGCUGGCGCCGGCAGUGAAUUACUUGAAGAAAUUCACCGGAUUCUACAAGUUCGCUGAGUUUACGGCGGAGGACGUUGGAACGAGUGAGUCAGGGCUGAACUCGGUGGUUCUUGCGAGCAACGAUGAGAUGGUUCUUCUUCCGUUGAACGAACCAGUGUACAGAACAAAGAGGAAGAGCCAGAUUGAGACAUACCUGGAGCACAACGAAGGUGCAGGGUUACAGCACUGCUUGGUCUCCGAAGACAUAUUCAGAACUCUGAGGGAGAUGAGGAAGAGAAGCAUCAUCGGUGGUUUUCAGUUCAUGCCGUCUCUGCCGCCAACGUAUUACCGGAACUUGAAGAAGCGUGCCGGUGAUGUGCUGAGUGAUGAGCAGAUUAAGGAGUGUGAGGAGCUUGGGAUUCUUGUUGAUAGGGAUGAUCAGGGCACUCUGCUUCAGAUUUUCACCAAACCUGUUGGUGAUAGGUCAAGCAUUUUUAUAGAGAUAAUUCAGAGAACUGGAUGCAUGCUCAAGGAUGAAGAAGGCAAGGUGUACCAAAAAGGUGGAUGUGGGGGUUUUGGAAAAAGCAACUUCUCUGAGCGUUUUAAAUCCAUUGAAGAAUAUGAGAAGACUUUGGAAAGUAGAAGAAUUGCAUAAUGGGAUUCUGUCCCUUGCAAUUUGCCUGAAAAAUGAGAACUACCAGUGACUAAAUAAGCUAUGUUAUUUAGAUUCAAUAAUCAAAAGCUCAUAGAUAAAGCAAAACAAUUACACACAGUCACUUAGGCAAUGCUCUUUUCUUCUUGUAUUAUUUACCAUAUAGUUGUGCAUGAAUGAUACAAAUAAUCUUUGGUACUUAACUGGUCAAAGUAUAUUCUCUUCAGGA